CUUCACUUCAUUUUGGCUUCUCUCUCAAAAGUCCCAUAAAUAAAUUGGAAUAAAUAAUAGUCCGACAUAUAGUCGGUGGACAGCUGACGAUGAAAGCUCUAUUCCGGCACCGGUAAUCGGAGAAUCUCCGGCGACAUUCCCUCCGGAAAGCGGUUUCCCUGCGACUCGGUUCUCGGCUCCGGCGACACUCUCGGCCUCCGCUCGUUUUCUCUCACUGCGAGUAUCUACUUUCUCUAUCUAAACCUUACGCGCUUCCGGCUGUGUCCGGCUUGCGGAAUCUUCGGCUGCGGCAUUGUCAGAGCUUCGCAUUGCUUCGACACUGUAAAGCUUCUAACACUGAGAUGUAUGCUGUUCAGAAUGGCAAAAAUCGCGGUCUUGAGAAACCAAUUCCAGGAUGUUUGGGAAGAAUGGUAAACCUUUUUGACUUGAAUGGCGGUGUUGCAGGGAACAGGUUGCUCACAGAUAAACCUCAUAGAGAUGGUUCCCUCUCGAGGAGCCAAUCAGAUGUGGCAAGGAUGUCUCCAAGUGAGGAUCAAAUUGAGGAUAAAGAGAUUGUGUCUGAAUUGAGGAGAAAUAAUUCAAAAAUGAAAGCAAAUGGAACACCAAUGAAGAUGCUUAUAGCAGAAGAGAUGUCCAAAGACAUGGCCUCCAAGCAUAAUCCACCUAGUGUUGUAGCCAAAUUAAUGGGGCUUGACGGUUUUCCAUCUCAGCUACCAGUUUCUACUGCUCAAAGAAAUUAUUCUGGAAGGAAUGCACAAAGUGCUAAGGGUACACCUUUGAAUAAUUUCCACCACAGAAGUGGAUCCUUAGACACGCAAAUGGAGUGUGAGUUUUAUCAAUAUCCAGAGCAGAAUGAAUGCAAAGAUGUUUAUGAGGUUUGGCAGAAUCGACACGAUAUGAACUCCAUGAGAAGUAAAUCACCCCAGAUGGGAAGAUGUAAUGAAACUUCAACCGACAAGGUGGCUUUUGUCCGUCAGAAGUUCAUUGAAGCAAAAUGCCUAUCUCUAGAUGAAAAAUGUCAUCACUCUAGGCAAUUCCAAGAUGCAUUGGAAGUUUUGAGUUCAAACACCGAUCUGGUCCUUAAAUUUCUGCAAGAACCAAAGCCCAUGUUAUCUGAGCAUAUAUAUAAUUUGCAGUCUAUUCCUGCUCCUUCUGAGACCAAGCGGAUAACUGUUCUUAAACCAUCCAAGAUGGUCGAUAAUUGCGAAUUUAUUGGAACGGGGAAGAAUGAAAAUGUGAUGAAGAGAACCAACCAGGUCAGCCAAGUGAACAGAAUAGAUAAAACCCAUCCAGAUCUUUCUUCUCCUGCAGCUAGUUGGAAAACUGACACUAGUGUCACUCAACCAACUCGAAUAGUAGUACUAAAACCAAGCACUGUGAAGUCUCAUGAACUCAAAGCUUUGAGUUCCCCACCUUGCACAUCACCAAGAGUAUUACAUGGAAACAAGUUUGUUGGUGUUCCCGAAGAUAAUGAUGCUCAAGAAUCAAGAGAAGUGGCAAAAUCAAUCACACAACAGAUGCGUGAAAAUUUAGCUGGGCAUCGAAGGGAUGAAACUUUGCUUUCUUCUUCAGUGUUCUCAAAUGGAUAUAUUGGUGAUGAGAGUUCAUUCAACAAGUCAGAAAAUGAGUAUGCAGCAAUGAACCUCAGUGAUUCAGAAGUCAUGUCACCGAUGUCUAGGCACUCGUGGGAUUACAUUAAUAGGUUUAACAGUCCUUAUUCUUGCUCCUCCUUGAGCCGUGCAUCUUAUUCUCCAGAAUCAUCUGUAUCAAGAGAAGCAAAAAAACGACUUUCUGAAAGAUGGGCCAUGGUGACAUCUCAUCGAAGUCAUCAAGAACAGAGACAUCUCCGUAGAAGCUCUAGUACUCUAGGUGAGAUGCUUGCUCUUUCUGAUGCAAAGAAGCCAGGAACAGCUGAGGGGGAGGGCAAAAAAGGACCUAGGGACUUGAAUUGUUGUCCAGUUGAGGAUACAAACAAGAAUGAAGGCAUUGAUAGUAUGCCAAAGAAUCUCGUGAGAUCAAAAUCUGUUCCUGUAUCUUCUACAACAUUUGCUUCCCACUUGAAUUUGGACACUUCACAACCAGAGACAGCAAUAACAGAUGUUCCCAGAGAAAAAACAAAGGAAAGAAGCACAAAGUCAUUGCUAAAGGGGAAAGUUUCGAGUUUGUUCUUCUCAAGGAACAAAAAACUCUGCAAACAAAAGCCUAGAACAGAUGAAUCUCAUUCUGGUGGAAAGCUUUCACAUUCUAUUGCAAAAGUAGAUAACAACAGAAGUGAAUGCCUCAAUGGCACAGGGCUUGAUUGCUCAUCACCUGAUCUGCGUGAAUCAUCAGGUGAAGCAACUUCUCCGGAUUUGGUUGAAAAGCAAGGCUUGGUUUCUUCAGAGUUUGGACUGUCUUUGCCUUUUGGAAAUCCGAGUGAGAACCACGAUCAACCAAGUCCUGUAUCAGUUUUGGAGACAUCAUUUGAGGAGGAUGAACAUUUGGCACAAUUAUCACUUGGGAAUAUCAAGGCAGACCGUCGUGGGGGAGAGUUGCCUUUUCAGCCCAUUAGGUCCAAUCUAAUAGACAAAUCUCCUCCAAUAGGAUCAGUUGCCCGUACUCUAUCAUGGGAUGAUUCUUGUGUAGAUACAGCCACGUCAUCAUAUUCACUUAACCCACCAGUAUCAAUGCAAAGGACCGAGGAAGAAGAACGAGAAUGGCUCUUCUUCAUUCAGACCUUACUAUCCAUGGCUGGUCUCGACGAAGUACAAUCUGAUUCACUUUCAUCGAGAUGGCAUUCCCCAGAUAGCCCACUUGACCCAUUACUAAGGGACAAGUACAUCAAUUUGAACGAGAAAGAAACAGUGCAUGAAGCAAAGCGAAGGCAAAGGAGAUCAACUAGAAAGCUCGUGUUUGAUUGUGUCAAUGCGGCACUGAUCGACAUAGACACUUGCCACAAAACCAUUGCUUUCAGCGGUGCCCAUAACACCAUCCCAGAUGGUUCUUCAAUUAUAUCAGCGGACCGGGUUUGGGGAAGGAUAAAGGAAUGGUUUCCUAGCGCGGCGGGAUGCCUCUCGGACGAUGGCGUUGACGACAACAACCUGACCGAGAGGAUGGUGAGACAGGAGGCGGUCGGGAAAGGGUGGCACGAAUACUUGAGAUUAGAAGCGGAAAGUAUAGGAAAGGAAAUCGAAGGAAAAUUGUUGGAAGAGAUUGUGCAGGAUGCUGUGGUUGGAUUGGCAGAUACAAUGUGAAUGCACACCUCAUCUUCUUCAGGUCUUCUCUAAUGUAUUAUUUUCAACUCCAUAACUCUUCUUUUGGCUUAUUAUUAUUAUUAUUGUGUUUCACCAGAAUGAUGCUUCUGCUCACCUAAGUUUCUCUUUGGUUGCAAA
Messenger RNA from Ipomoea nil (Japanese morning glory), 3371 nucleotides. RefSeq lists its product as uncharacterized. The transcript has 6 exons. NCBI's taxonomy places the organism in Eukaryota, Viridiplantae, Streptophyta, Magnoliopsida, Solanales, Convolvulaceae. The record is from RefSeq and is a predicted model, not a curated record. Bases 342 to 3233 code for a protein of 963 amino acids.